This is a messenger RNA of Sclerotinia sclerotiorum 1980 UF-70, 1212 nucleotides long. RefSeq lists its product as hypothetical. NCBI's taxonomy places the organism in Eukaryota, Fungi, Ascomycota, Leotiomycetes, Helotiales, Sclerotiniaceae. The transcript has 3 exons. The record is from RefSeq and is a predicted model, not a curated record. The coding region runs from base 1 to 1212 and encodes 403 amino acids.
AUGGCAACAAUUUCUACAACCCAAGCACAUACCAGCUUGACACCACCAAGUAGUUCUCACGGUCAAGAUUCUUGGAAUUACUCGGUACCAACUGAAGUAGAGGUAAUCCAUCUUCCGACCUCACCUUCUGCAGCGGCAGAUUAUCAUAACCACAAUCGACAAAUCUCUCAAACGAAUGGUCACGCAUUACAUCCAAGUACAGACAGCUUCGGUCCUCAUGUUACUCACGAUUAUAAUCAUUUAGCCCCCAUUCGCGCAAAUGAAUUGAAUCGGCAAAAUAGUGAUAUCAGCGACACUCCUAGCGCUCCUGAUAGUUUAUUAGACUUAUAUGGGAAUAAUAAAAGUGGCCAAGGUAUGGAUUCUGGGGAGAAGAGAGGUAUGAAUGGUGGGAAUUAUGAGAUGGGGGAGGUGGAACAAUCUAGAUGGAUUCACAGAGAUAAAUUGGCUCGGAUAGAGAAUGAAGAAUUACAAGCGGCUGGAAUACCGAUACCUCGUCCACGGACAGGAAGCAGAUCUAGUCGUCGGGAUCGUAGUCAAGAUCAUGGCAUCAAAAGUGAGGGACAGAAACGGCAGAAGAUGAUAGCAAAUGGGGACGGAGAGGGAUCUACUGUCUGGGAAUUACGAUUACCUGAGGAGUCAGCGGGAGAUCUUGGUACCAAGGGUAUAUCGAAGAUACCGAUUUCGAAAUCGAGCCCUUUACCAAUACCCAUCGAUUAUCUUGAGCGAGACACACCCAUAGCUCGGAAAACGGGUAACUGGAAUGAUGAGGAGGACCCAUUAUCAUUCAAGCAAGCAAGGAGUCGGAGUCAUAGUGUUAAAAGUUCUCUUGUACUUGAUGAAGCUACAACGAGUUCGAAUGCUCCCAUGCCUACUCCUGCUAGAGUAUCACCCACACCAGCUCGUGCGUCACCGACCGAACGAUCUCCUACCAAAAAGCAAUCAGGAAGAAAAGGAUCUGUUGGUGCAAACGCUGCACUUCCCGGAGGUCGACAGACGUCAGCACAAAGGCAAAAACAAAAGCCGGGUGGAACAAAUGCGCCAGAAAUACGACCGAAAACUCGUUCAGGCGAUACAUCGAAACGACCCGAGGGUGAUCCACCUUGGUUGGCUACUAUGUACAAACCAGAUCCCCGGUUACCACCCGAUCAACAAGUGAUUCCGACCCAUGCGAAACGCAUACAACAAGAACAAUGGGAGAAGGAGGGCCAUUAA